Molecule: messenger RNA, 357 nt
Organism: Gastrolobium bilobum
Lineage: Eukaryota; Viridiplantae; Streptophyta; Magnoliopsida; Fabales; Fabaceae
Product: glycine-rich cell wall structural protein 1.0-like
Exons: 1
Coding region: 1-357 (118 amino acids)
Source: RefSeq, a predicted model, not a curated record
AUGGGAUGCUUUUGCUUCCAAGGUAGAAAGAAGAGAGAUGAAAACAAUUACAAGAAGAGAGAUGAGAACAAUUACAAGAAGAAAGACGAAAAGAAUUACAAGAAGAGCGAAGGAUUUCAAGGUACGCGUAAAAGUCAUGCCUCUAAAGCAAGCACAAGUAGAGUCAGAGGUGGUGAUUCUGCCAAAGACGGUGGAAUGGCUAUUAUGAUGGGUGCUUUUGCACCAGCAAUCGCCGCACAUGGAGGGGGCUGUGGUGGACACCAUAAUGGACAUGGAAGUGGGGGAGGAUACGGUGGUGGUGGAUGCGGUGGCGGCGGCGGUUGCGGAGGAGGCGGCGGUUGCGGAGGCGGCAGCUGA